Molecule: messenger RNA, 768 nt
Organism: Umbelopsis ramanniana AG
Lineage: Eukaryota; Fungi; Mucoromycota; Umbelopsidomycetes; Umbelopsidales; Umbelopsidaceae
Exons: 7
Coding region: 176-739 (187 amino acids)
Molecular function (GO): phosphatase activity
Source: RefSeq, a predicted model, not a curated record
GGCCUUAAUCACGUGUGGACAAUACGAUCUAGCGCAACGUCUUGAGCACGUUGCCUGAACCAUCGGCAAGCAAGAGCGAAGCAGAAUAUUUGAAACGCAGCUUUGUUCGGAGUCGCAAUUUGUUUAAAAAUGAGACAUUUUCUCAAAGCAUUCCUCCCUUUCCGCUUCACAUACCAUGGCACCAACAAGAGACUCUACUCUCCAAAACUUGGCAGUCUUUGACUUUGACUGGUCGAUGAUCGAACAAGACAGUGACGACUGGACGAUAAACUCGUUAUCACCUGAAAUCUACGACUGGGUACGAGAGAAAAGAAAAGACAUACAAUGGACAGAUCUUAUGGGUCAAGCGUUGUCACACCUUCAUGACAAAGGUUUCACACCAAAUGAUAUUCAGCGGGCUCUGGAACAGAUUCCAUUUCACCCUGCUAUGAAGGAGGUUCUUCGUAGUUUAUCCGGAAAUAACACUACCGUUUUGAUCCUCUCGGAUGCCAAUACAGUUUACAUUGAAAGCAUUUUGAAAGCAAAUGGUGUCCGCCAAUAUGUCAGCAGCAUAGUAACCAACCCAGCACAGUUUGAUGCUGAGGGGAGAUUAGUUAUCGAUAGGCUGAUACCAGAGAAUGCUAAGCCUCAUGGAUGUGGUAAUGGAUGUGCGGUCAACAUUUGCAAAGGGCUGGAGUUGAACAAGUAUCUAGAGGAAUACGGCCCUUUUAACAGAAUUAUGUAUGUUGGAGACGAAUGAUUAUUGCCCUGCUACUCAACUGCAUGGAG